This is a messenger RNA of Myxocyprinus asiaticus (Chinese sucker), 886 nucleotides long. Its product is annotated as NEDD8-like. Gene Ontology annotation, molecular function: ubiquitin protein ligase binding; protein tag activity. The coding region runs from base 139 to 411 and encodes 90 amino acids. NCBI's taxonomy places the organism in Eukaryota, Metazoa, Chordata, Actinopteri, Cypriniformes, Catostomidae. Gene Ontology annotation, cellular component: cytoplasm; nucleus. Gene Ontology annotation, biological process: modification-dependent protein catabolic process; regulation of proteolysis; protein neddylation. The transcript is spliced from 4 exons. The record is from RefSeq and is a predicted model, not a curated record.
AUACACAGGAAGUUGAGGCGUAUAUUUUCUGUAGAAGCUAGCCGGUUAACUAGCAGAAGUCGCAAAUCACUAUUGUUUAAAAUAUUGUCUAAUUAUUUAUUUUGUUUAAUUUAUACGAGUUGAAAUACAGCUCCCAGUAUGUUGAUUAAAGUUAAGACACUCACAGGAAAAGAAAUAGAAAUUGACAUCGAGCCCACUGACAAGGUGGAGAGAAUCAAAGAGAGGGUGGAAGAAAAAGAGGGUAUUCCACCCCAACAGCAAAGACUCAUUUAUAGUGGAAAACAAAUGAAUGAUGAAAAAACAGCUGCCGACUACAAGAUCCAGGGAGGAUCUGUACUGCAUUUAGUUCUGGCUCUCCGAGGAGGGGAAGUCCUGUACUAUACCAGCUAUUGUCUCAUGUCUUUCUUUUAAUCUUUGUGCUAGACAUGUAAAUAGUACAUUUCUGUUUUCAUGUCCAUCACAAAAGCAGCACACUUGCCACAGUGCUCUGGUGCUAAACGCCACAAGUGGAGUCGCUGUCUAAAUUGUAUUAUUUGCCAUUAUAGCUGCUUGGUUAUGCCUGUUUGAGUGAAAAUCAUGCAGGCACAUAUGAAAACUGUUUACAACGUUUAUACGACAGUAUACAUUUGUUCACUGGAAGAAAGGACUUUUUACUUCCGUUUAAACACAUACUGUCCCCGUCACUUGAACUGCACAUAAAAAAAUCUUUGUGUUUGUUUCAAGUUUAUUUUAAAAAAAUGGAGUGGGAUAAAAUGUCAGUCUACCUAAUGUCCUCUUCAUCUAUUUCUUGAAUAUACAUCAUGCCAUGUUAUUUCCUUAGAGACUCUGUUGAUAUGUAAUGUCAUCCUUCUUUUCAUGGCUUGAAUGCAAUACAUCAUAUGACAUA